Molecule: messenger RNA, 345 nt
Organism: Cylicocyclus nassatus
Lineage: Eukaryota; Metazoa; Nematoda; Chromadorea; Rhabditida; Strongylidae
Source: the annotation of a GenBank genome assembly
AUGUCACAACAACCACGAGGAAACCGACUGGCAAAGGAAGAAAACCUAAACAGGAUGGAGAUGAUGAGCAUGGGAAAAAGGCCAAAGAUGAAUCACCGCAAAGGAAGAAAACAUCGAUUUCAUCAAGUUUUAAGAGCCAGGAAGGCCUCUGCUCCGAAAACGCCAUCGACUAGCAGGGGACGAUCAGAGUCGCGCCGUAAAGGGAAGGACCGGCGCGCAUCGAAAGAAUUUGGAGGAUCUAAAGGAACAAGUCCUUAUUCCAAAUCGAGAAGUGGCUCAAAGAAAAAAUCUGUUUCUCCUUACUACGAUCUAGCAAAGCUCCAAAAAGGCACCCGAAAGAGAUGA